Molecule: messenger RNA, 928 nt
Organism: Carassius auratus (goldfish)
Lineage: Eukaryota; Metazoa; Chordata; Actinopteri; Cypriniformes; Cyprinidae
Product: wiskott-Aldrich syndrome protein family member 1-like
Exons: 5
Biological process (GO): actin cytoskeleton organization; positive regulation of Arp2/3 complex-mediated actin nucleation
Cellular component (GO): cytoskeleton; SCAR complex; lamellipodium
Molecular function (GO): protein kinase A regulatory subunit binding; Arp2/3 complex binding
Source: RefSeq, a predicted model, not a curated record
CAGCCGGAGGGGUGGAGCCACACACACCGAUAUCCAGAAUCGCGCUUCUUCUCAGAAAUAGAGCAGUAGCUUGGUUAUUAACGAUUUUCUUGGUACAAUAUUUAGAUUACCAGUAGCUGUGACGGGAAAUUAUACAGAUCGUUGUUGAAGUCAAUCUGCUGUGUUUUCACCGUGGAUCCCUUUUCCAUCAUCGACGGUCCUCUAGUCCCGAGCUCCACUCUCUUUAACGGGAUUCACUCUGACUGUAUAUCAGCAGUGUAUUCCUGCAAAGAACUGAACCGACAGGAAUAUUUUAAUUAAGGAAUAACCUCGGGAAAUCAUGGAAUAAUACGAACACAUAACAUUUAUUCAGGUGUGGUGAGCGAGCGAGAGCGUCAGGAUGCCGCUGGUCAAGCGCAGUAUUGAGCCUCGUCACCUGUGUCACACAGCUCUGCCACACAGCAUCAAGAACGAGCUGGAGUGUGUGACCAACAUCUCUCUGGCCAACGUGAUCCGUCAGCUGAGCAGCCUGAGUAAAUAUGCAGAGGAUUUGUUCGGCGAGCUCUUUAAUGAAGCUCAUUCCUUCUCAUUUCGAGUGAAUUCGCUUCAGGAGAGAGUCGACCGCCUGUCAAUCAGCGUCACUCAGCUUGACCCCAAAGAGGAGGAGUUGUCUCUUCAGGACAUCACCAUGAGAAAGGCCUUCCGCAGCUCCACCAUCCAGGACCAGCAGCUGUUUGAGCGUCAGUCUCUUCCCGUCCCCAUGCAGGAGACAUACGAGCUGUGCGAACAACCUCCACCGCUAAACAUCCUCACACCCUACAGGGAUGAUGGGAAGGAAGGGCUGAAGUUCUACACCAACCCGUCGUACUUCUUCGAUCUGUGGAGAGAGAAGAUGCUGCAGGACACAGAAGACAAGAGGAAAGAGAGGCGGAAACAGAAGGUGAGAUGG